This is a messenger RNA of Parasteatoda tepidariorum (common house spider), 4094 nucleotides long. RefSeq lists its product as uncharacterized. The record is from RefSeq and is a predicted model, not a curated record. Lineage: Eukaryota; Metazoa; Arthropoda; Arachnida; Araneae; Theridiidae.
AAGAUGGAAUUGUUUGUUUUGAGCUAUCAAAAUGCUUGAGGCAAGUGAAAUAAUUUAUUUAAAAUAUAGUUUUUGAUUGCUUUGUGUUAAAUUAAGUCUGUGAUAUAUUCAAAACACUAUUAAGUUUCCUUUGUUUCAGAUUUCAUAUGAUUUAUGAAAUUUCAUUUUUUUUAAAAAUGUAAUUUUAAAUUGUUGUUACGCCUAGCUAGGUAAUAAAAGAAAUUCCUAUCCGAGGUCUGUACAGUACUUCUGCAUUAGCAAGUUGUAGAUGUUAUGCAUUCUAAGAGUUGAAAUGACUUCCAAGUUAUAGAGAACUUGUUUGUGAGGAGUUAAAAUGCUAUGCAUUCCAAAAUAUUAGUGUAGUGUUUGAAAUUUGCUGACUUGUCCAUAAUUGACUUCUUAAUGCUUAAAAAAUGAGUGUUGAAGGUGAAUGCGAGUCAAAACUGGCAUCUGUUUCUCCAAAUAUGCAAAGUGAUGCUUCAACUGAUGGCGAUGCAAGUAUUACAUUGAAUACAUUUAUUUCAAUUGACAAAUCUUCCCCUGUUCCUCAGGAUGCUGCUGUAAGUUGUGAACCUAAAGCAAAGAAACGGCGUAAGCAAAGUAAUCCAUUAAAGAUUCAAAAUGCACCACCUUCUCCAAAAUUUGAUUUAUCUGCUUAUGAGAUGGUGGAUCAAUCAGAAUCUAUAAAUAACCAAAAUACCUAUGAUUUUGAGGAAAGCGUGUUGAAUCAGAAUCAAAGCUAUUUGACUGAUAAAAACAAAGGAACUGAACCAACAUCUCAGAAAGGUACCCUUUCUCGUGUCACAAAUGCCUUACUUAACAACAAAGUUAAAGAAGCUGCCAGAAUAAGCAGCAAAAGUAAAGAAUCUUCCUUACAGUCUUUGACAGAUCUCAGUUCUCCUGAAUCUGGUGAAGAUGUUGUUUCCAAUGAGUACAAGAACCCCACACAAAAUAUAUAUCCUAACAUUAGUUCUUUAGCUACCUACAACCCUGUAGAUAUUGCCAAUGAUGCCACAAAAAUUGCAAAUAUUUAUAACUUUUCAGAUUUUUCAUCUCCUUUACAGCAGGGUAACAUAAAUUUGUCAGUUUCACAGCGCAGUUUUGUAACAUCCAGCGGUGUUAGAGUAUUUAACCCUGAAGCUUAUUGUGAAUUGUGUGAAAAAGAGUUCUGCAACAAGUAUUUUCUCAAAACUCACAAAGCAAAUAAACAUGGAAUAUGCUCUAAUGAAAGUAGUCCCAGUGCCUAUGGUGGACAGCGACUCUCGUAUAAAAAUAUGCAUUUGAAUCCACAAGCAGCCCAACAAAUGAUUACUCAAAUGUGUGAAACAGGGGCUACAUUUGGAUCUGCUGAUUCCUAUUGUAAUAUAUGUCAGAAGUACUUCUGUAACAAGUAUUUUUUGAAAAAACACAGGCAGAAUAUUCAUGGUCUUUUUGAUGAUGUAAAUCCAAAUAUUCCUAGCAGUAUACAUGUACCUGUUAUAUCAUCGCCUUUGCCAUUAAUCAGAUCAGUCAGUCAAGAAUCUAAGUCCACUGAUAAUUCUACUGGAAACAUAACCAAAGACGAAGACUCUCUUAAUGUUAGUAUUGAAAAUAUCAAAAAUUCGUUAAACUGUAGCCUACCUCUUCUGAAUGGUUCUAGUCCUCAUACAUCUCAGAAUAAAAACACAAAUAGUAUUAAUUCUAAAGAAAAAAAAACUGAAAAGUUCUUAUGCGAAUUGUGUAAUAUAGAGUUUUGUGAAAAAUGUUACCUCGAUGCUCACAUGAUAAAUAAGCAUGUCUCGGCUAAAUUGAUGAGUAAUGAAUUUCCUGAAUUUUCAGAGGUUGGAAAAGUAGAAACGAGUGAAAAAGUAUCACAUACUGAUGAAACUGAUGAAUCCAAAGAGUUCAAAGGCCAAAUGUGUACACCUUGUAUGAAAAACUUCACAAGUGCAGAAUCAUUUCAAAACCAUAUGUUAGAAGUUCACGGUGCCUCUUUGAAAGAGGAAGAGGAUGUCUCUCUGGAUCUUGCCAGUCAGAGAAAUGGCCCAAAUCUUGAAAAUGGCAGCCUAGUUCCUCAUGAAAAGUCUCUGAAAGAAAUGGAUAAUUCCAAUGAUUCUGUUACCUACAGUUGUAACUUAUGCUUUCAAAAGUAUAAAGAUCAAAAAAGUUUCUUGACCCAUGCUGAAUCUGAUCAUGGUAUAGUUGGUAAUGCUGCAAUUGAAGCAAGUAAUUUGGUAUGUGAUGCUUGUCCUGAACAGUUUUCAGAUCGCAUUGCCCUCUUGUCCCAUAAGUUUAAAGCUCAUGGCAUUAUUCCUCCUGGUCUUGAAACUCAUAUUGAUAAUGGAGACAGUGAAUACAUUUAUUAUCAAGGUUUGCGUCAUAAAAGUAGUGGCAGUAGCUUCUGUCAGAUUUGUAAUAAGGAGCUGUGUAAUAAGUAUUUCAUGAAAACGCAUAUGCUGAAAAUGCAUGGAAUAGAUGUUGAUAAAGCACUGAUUGAACGUUGGCCUGCUUCAACUGGUGGUGUUUACUGUGACAUUUGUCAGAAAUUUUUGUGUAGCAAAUACUUUUUAAAAGUUCAUAAACAGAAUGUCCAUGGAAUUGUUGAUGAGUCCACUAAAAUGCUCACGGCUAGUGAUAAUCCGUCGUGUGGUAGCACUUUGUCUAUGAAUGACAAAAAAUUGCCUACAAACCUAUCACAGGCGACUAAAAUGAAUAACACAAGUAAAGAAUCUCUAGGAAAUGAUGAUUUUAUUUCUAAAAGAAGCAAUGGUAGUACCUUGUCUUGUGAAAUUUGUGGUCAAGUAUUUUAUGACAAACUUGCACUGCAGGUACAUCUGGUUAAUAAACAUGUAAAAUGUAAUGAUUCUAAAGCUUUCCCAAAUCUACUUUCACAAUCAGAAGAUUCCAAAGAAGCUCUUACAGCAGGAAUUUUACCUUGCCCAUGUUGUUCAUUUGUAAAUUUAGAAGAUAAUGAAAAGCAUUCUCCUAUUAAUAGUUUAGAAAAUAAGAUGAUAUCAUGUAUAGUGUGCAGUAUAACUUAUUAUCAAAAUGACUACCAUACUCAUCAUUUAAGCCAUGGAACAUCAUUACCAAUCGGGAAAAAGAUGCCUAAUUUUGAAAAUGGUACACACGAUGAUUCUGCUAACGGCUUUGAUCUCUCAGGGAAUAACAAUGAAGUUUCAACAAAGAACAGUUUGCGACCUAAGCUGAAAAGAUUCCGCUGCAGUAAAUGUGACAAGACAUUCCGAACCAAAACGAAAUGUUUGCAUCACAUUCAGGUUAUGCAUAAAGUUAAAAAAGGCCUUUCAAACCAGUGUGAUUCGCAAAGCCCAUCCAAAAAAGCAAUGUUGAAUCACAGUUUUCGAAAAGUCGAUCACAAAGGUCCAGAGAAUGGUACAAGCUCCUUGUGUACCAAGGAAACUGAUGAGAGAGCUGCUCUUUUAAGCUCUGGUCUUCCUGAAGGAGCACCAUUGCCUGUGCCAUACUAUUUGCCUACAAAUUCUGAUGUGAUUAUGCAGCCUUUUCAUCUGACUGAACCUAAACCUGAUGAAGCUACUAAGCAAAACAUAUUUGUACCAGCUAUGGUGUUUCUUCCUGUUAGUCAAAAAGUUUCAGAGAAACUCACUGUUGCAUUCACCUUAACUCCUGCUUGAAGGAUGUUAGAUUAGUUUAGUUACGUCUCAGAGUACUUCCUGGUACGAAAUUGCAAAACAAUUAUGAACUAUCCUAUGUAAAGCAUAGACGUCUCUUCAUGAUUUGUAUUCAUUAAAUCAAACGAUCAUGAUCAUUUUUUUUCUCUCUUAGAGAACAAAGUCAACAUAUUUGCCUUUUAACUGAUAGCAAAACUGAAGUUUGGGCAUGAUUAAAAGUCCAUAGGGUUUGAAUGGGUAUUUUAUAUUAAAUUCCAUACUUUAUAUUUCAUUUCAGAUUAAUUCAAGAAAAGAAUCAUUCUACUUUACAAAAUGACAUGAACUGUCAAAUAAAUACCUCAACCUUAGUUUUCAGGUUCAAAUUUUUCAUUGACAAUAAAGUCAUAUUCAAACAUUUUUUAUUACUUAAAUAUUUUACCUCAUUUCUGCUUUAAGCAUGCCCUUUUCUACCUCGGUAAAGUAUUG